UGUCUCGCCCGGUGUUCGUCGGUGCCGCAGCGGCAGCAGCCGGCGGGUUAAAUGGUUGCAGCGCGGGGAUGCUGGGGAGCAACCUCAAGAACCUUCCCGACGUGGAGCUGGGCGAGGAGGAGCGCGGCUACCGGCGGGGUCCCGACGGCGGCGCGGUGAUGCCGAAGCGGGCGAAGGCGGCGGCGGCGGCGGCGGGGCCGCGGGGCGCGGAGCUGCGCGUCUUCAAGGCGAGCAGCGCGGAGGGGCGGCUGCCGGCCGGCUCCAACCUGCGCAAGCAGAAGUCGCUCACGAACCUGGCCUUCCUCACCGACGCCGAGAAGAAGCGGCAGCUCUACGAGCCCCGCUGGAGCGACGACAUGGCCAAGGCGGCGGCCCCGGGGGCGGCGGCGGCGGGGGGCGGCCGGGGCGGUGGCGGUCCCCGCGGCCGGGAGGCGCCCGCCAUGUCGCGGAGCUUGUCCCGUUCCGAGCACUCGCUGCUGCCGCCGCGCCCCGCCGGCCCCGCCAAGCCGCCGCCCGCCGGCAAACCCAGCCGCAUCCCCCGCGGGCCCUACGCCGAGGUGAAGCCCCUCAGCAAGGCCCCCGAGGCGGGCGGCGGCAAGUGCGAUGAUGAGCUGCUGGGAGGGAAGGGGCCGGCGGUGGCGGCGGGCGCCGAGGACAAACCGUACCUGAAGGUGGACCCCGAGCUGGUGGUCACGGUGCUGGGCGACCUGGAGCAGCUCCUCUUCAGCCAGAUGCUGGACCCCGAAUCCCAGAGGAAGAGGACGGUGCAGAACGUGCUGGACCUUCGGCAGAACCUGGAGGAGACCAUGUCCAGCCUGAGGGGCUCUCAGGUGUCUCACAGCUCGCUGGAGAUGACGUGCUACGACAGCGACGAGGCCAACGCGCGCAGCGUCUCCAGCCUCUCCAACCGCUCCUCGCCGCUGUCCUGGCGCUAUGGGCAGUCGAGCCCGCGCCUGCAGGCGGGGGACGCGCCGUCGGUGGGGGGCACGUGCCGCUCCGAGGGCACCCCGGGCUGGUACAUGCACGGCGAGCGGGCGCACUACUCGCACACCAUGCCCAUGCGCAGCCCCAGCAAGCUGAGCCACAUCUCCCGCCUGGAGCUGGUCGAGGCGCUGGACACCGACGACGUGGAGCUGAAGUCGGGCUACAUGAGCGACAGUGACCUGAUGGGGAAGACACUGACAGAGGAUGACGACAUCACCACGGGCUGGGACGAGAGCAGCUCCAUCAGCAGUGGCCUCAGCGAUGCCUCUGACAACCUCAGCUCCGAGGAGUUCAACGCCAGCUCCUCGCUCAACUCCUUGCCCUCCACUCCCACCGCCUCGCGCAGGAACUCGGCCAUAGCGCUACGCACGGACUCAGAGAAGCGGUCUCUGGCCGAGAGCGGGCUGAGCUGGUACUGCGAGGGUGAGGACAAGGUGCCCAAGAAGCUGGACUACGACAGCAGCAGCCUCAAGAUGGAGCACGGAUCCUCCAAGUGGCGGCGGGAGCCCUCGGAGGGUGGCGAGGAGGGGUCCAAGGGUGGGGAGCUGAAGAAGCCCGUCAGCCUGGGCACGCCGGGCUCCCUCAAGAAGGGCAAGACCCCUCCGGUGGCUGUGACAUCUCCCAUCACACACACAGCGCAGAGCACCCUCAAAGUAGCAGGCAAGCCUGAGACCAAAGCCACGGACAAGAGCAAGCUGUCUGUGAAGAGCACAGGCCUGCAGCGUUCCUCCUCUGAUGCCGGCCGUGACCGCGCUACUGAUGCCAAGAAACCACCCUCGGGUCUCACGCGCCCCUCGGCCUCCAGCUCCUUUGGCUACAAGAAACCAGCUCCUGCCACUGGCACAGCCACCGUCAUGCAGGCUGGGGGCUCGGCCACGCUCGGCAAGAUCCAGAAGAGCUCCAGCAUCCCCGUCAAGCCGGUCAGCGGGAGGAAAACGAGCCUGGACGUCUCCAACGCAGCCGAGCCCGGCUUCCUGGCCCCCGGCGCUCGGUCCAACAUCCAGUACCGCAGCCUGCCCCGGCCGGCCAAGUCCAGCUCCAUGAGUGUGACCGGUGGCCGCGGUGCCAACCGCCCGGUCAGCAGCAGCAUCGAUCCCAGCCUGCUGAGCACCAAGCAGGGCAGCAUCUCAGUGUCACGGCUCAAGGAGCCGUCCAAGGUCGGCACCGGCCGUGGCACCCCAGCACCCGUGAACCAGACGGACCGUGAGAAGGAGAAGGCCAAGGCCAAGGCAGUGGCGCUUGACUCCGAGUGCGGGACGCUGAAGAGCGUUGGCUCGCCUGAGAGCACCCCGAAAGCACAGGGCAACGUCCCACCCGCGGCCAAGGUGGCCGAGCUGCCCCCCACACCUCUCAGAGCAGCUGCCAAGACCUACGUGAAGCCUCCGUCGUUGGCCAACCUGGACAAGGUCAACUCCAACAGCCUGGACUUGCCCUCCUCCAGCGAGCUGCCGCCGCCGCACUCGGCCAAGCUGCAGGACCUGCACCCGGGCAGCGGGCACCUUGCGCCCUGCUUCAGCCCCAGUCCUGCACCCAUCCUCAACAUCAACUCGGCCAGCUUCUCCCAGGGCCUGGAGCUCAUGGGCGGCUUCAGCGUCCCCAAGGAGGGCAGGAUGUACCCCAAGCUCUCCAGCCUGCACCGCAGCAUGGAAUCCCUGCAGAUGCCCAUGAGCCUGCCCAGUGCCUUCUCCGGGGGCAGCACCACCACCCCAGCCCCUGCUGCUGCUCCCCCCACCAGCACAGAGGAGGAGGAAGAAGCAGGAGAGCUGGGCUGGAGCGGGAGCCCCCGGCUCGCACAUCUGGACAGUGCCAACCGCGACAGGAACACGCUGCCCAAGAAAGGGUUGAGGUACCAGCUCCACUCCCAGGAGGAGGCCAAGGAGCGGCGCCAUUCCCAUGCCAUCAGCAGCGGGCUGCCCGAGGCAGACGAUCAGCAGGAGCUGCCCUCGCCCCCAUCCCUCCCCAUGGCGCUGGUUGGGAAGGGGCCGCUCACCAGCAUCGUGAGCCCCACUGCCACCGCAACCCCGCGGAUCACCCGCUCCAACAGCAUCCCUACCCACGACUCCACCUUCGAGCUGUACAGCACAUCCCAGAUGGGCAGCACCCUCUCCCUGGCUGACAAGCCCAAGGGCAUGAUCCGCUCGGGCUCCUUCCGGGACCCUGUGGACGAUGUUCACGGAUCGGUGCUGUCCCUGGCCUCCAGCGCGUCCUCCACCUACUCCUCUGCUGAGGAGAAGAUGCAGUCCGAGCAAAUCCGCAAGCUGCGCCGCGAGCUGGAGUCCUCGCAGGAGAAGGUGGCCACGCUGACGUCCCAGCUCUCGGCCAACGCCAACCUGGUAGCGGCUUUUGAGCAGAGCCUGGUGAGCAUGACAUCCCGCCUGCGGCACUUGGCUGAGACCGCUGAAGAGAAGGACACGGAGCUGCUGGACCUGCGGGAGACCAUUGACUUCCUGAAGAAGAAGAACUCAGAGGCCCAAGCUGUGAUCCAGGGUGCCCUGAAUGGCACUGAUGUCACCCCCAAAGAGCUGCGUAUCAAGCGGCAGAACUCCUCUGACAGCAUCUCCAGCCUCAACAGCAUCACCAGCCACUCCAGCAUCGGCAGCAGCAAGGACGCCGACGCCAAGAAGAAGAAGAAGAAGAGCUGGCUGCGCAGCUCCUUCAACAAAGCCUUCAGCAUCAAGAAGGGACCAAAAUCAGCCUCGUCGUACUCCGACAUCGAGGAGAUCGCCACGCCGGACUCCUCGGCCCCCUCUUCCCCCAAGCUGCAGCACGGCUCCACGGAGACCGCCUCGCCCUCCAUCAAAUCCUCCACAUCCUCCUCCAUGGGCAUCGACACAACGGAGUAUGUGGGGCCGGGCAGGGCUGUGCACAGGGGCUGCAGGCUCCUGCCCUGGACGUGUGCACCACUCUCGUCUCUCUCUUGGUCCAGGCUUUUCCAGGCCCAUGGGGAGGGCGAGCCCGAGAAGAAGGAGGUGUCGGAGCUGCGGUCGGAGCUGUGGGAGAAGGAGAUGAAGCUGACGGACAUCCGCCUGGAAGCCCUCAACUCAGCCCACCAGCUGGAGCAGCUCCGGGAGACCAUGCACAACAUGCAGCUGGAGGUGGAUCUCCUGAAGGCUGAGAACGACCGGCUCAAAGUGGCUCCGGGACCCUCGGCGGUGCCAGGCUCCGUUCCCGGCCAUGUCACGAGCUCAUCAGCCUCCUCCUCACCGCGGCGUUCCCUGGGUCUCACCCUUGGCCAUGCCUUCAGCCCCAGCCUGGGGGACUCAGAUGUGUCCCCCAUGGACGCCGUCAGCGCCGGCGCCCAGAAGGACGAGCUGAUGCUGCGGAUCGUGGUGCGCAUGCCACCCCAGCACAUCAUCAAGGGGGACCUCAAGCAGCAGGAAUUUUUCCUGGGCUGGACCAAGGUGAGCGGGAAGGUGGACUGGAAGAUGCUGGAUGAAGCUGUCUGCCAGGUCUUCAAGGAUUACAUCACCAAGAUGGAUCCUGCUUCCACGCUGGGGCUCAGCACCGAGUCUGUCUAUGGGUACAGCAUCAGCCACAUCAAGCGGGUGCUGGACACGGAGCCCCCAGAGCUGCCGCUGUGCCGCCGGGGCCUGACCAGCAUCGUGGUGACGCUCAAGGGCUUGAAGGAGAAGUGCGUGGACAGCCUGGUGUUCGAGACGCUCAUCCCCAAGCCCAUGAUGCAGCAUUACAUCAGCCUCCUGCUGAAGCACCGGCGCCUCAUCCUCUCGGGCCCCAGCGGCACCGGCAAGACCUACCUGACCAACCGCCUGGCCGAGUACCUGGUGGAGCGCUCGGGUCGGGACGUCACCGAGGGCAUCGUCAGCACCUUCAACAUGCACCAGCAGUCCUGCAAGGACCUGCAGCUGUACCUCUCCAACCUGGCCAACCAGAUCGACCGGGAGACGGGCACGGUGGACGUGCCGCUGGUGAUCCUCCUGGAUGACCUCAGCGAGGCGGGCUCCAUCAGUGAGCUCGUCAAUGGCGCACUCACCUGCAAGUACCACAAAUGCCCCUACAUUAUUGGGACCACCAACCAGCCUGUGAAGAUGACUCCAAACCACGGCCUCCAUCUCAGCUUCAGGAUGCUGACCUUCUCAAACAACGUGGAGCCGGCCAACGGCUUCCUGGUGCGCUACCUGCGGCGGAAGCUGCUGGAGUCGGACACGGAUGUCAACGCCAACAAGGAGGAGCUGCUGCGCGUGCUGGACUGGGUGCCCAAGCUCUGGUACCACUUGCACACCUUCCUGGAGAAACACAGCACCUCCGACUUCCUCAUCGGUCCUUGCUUCUUCCUGUCGUGUCCCAUUGGAAUUGAGGAUUUCCGGACCUGGUUCAUCGACCUGUGGAACAACUCCAUCAUCCCUUACCUGCAGGAGGGAGCAAAAGAUGGGCUCAAGGUCCAUGGGCAGAAGGCAGCCUGGGAGGACCCCGUGGAGUGGGUGCGGGACACCCUGCCCUGGCCGUCAGCGCAGCAGGACCAGUCCAAGCUGUACCACCUGCCCCCCCCCACCAUCGGGCCCCACAGCACCGUUUCCCCUCCCGAGGAGCGCACUGUCAAGGACACGACACCCAGCUCCCUGGACUCGGACCCUCUGAUGGCCAUGCUGCUGAAGCUCCAGGAAGCCGCCAACUACAUCGAGUCUCCAGACCGUGAGACCAUGGUGGACCCCGACCUGCAGUCGACUCUGUGAGGCCGGGACGUGCCGGCCCCCGCUCCCGCCGGGCUGCUCUCCCUUCCCUUUGGUGUGCGGGAGCGCGGGGCUGGUGCGCGGGGGAGCUGGGUCCGGAGGGCGCGAGGCGCAUCCCCGCUCCCGGCCCGGGGGCAGGAGGAUCCUGGUUUCUCAUUGGGUUUGUUCUGUCUCUUGCCUGCUCUCGGCUCUGGGGCCGGGAGCCGCAGGGAGGGCUCCGUGUGGGGCAGGCCCCCCGCGGGAGCUGAAGCUGGGGCGCAGGGCAGCGUGCGGCCACAGGACAGGAGGGGGGGGGGGCUCCCGCUCCAUCCACCCGGCCCUGGGUACCCAAGGGCAAGCGCCGCAUCCGUGCCCUGUUUCACCCCCCCAUGGCGCCGCCGCGGCCAGGACAGCCCAAUAAACCCUGGUUAUUUUAUUU
Molecule: messenger RNA, 6090 nt
Organism: Pezoporus occidentalis (night parrot)
Lineage: Eukaryota; Metazoa; Chordata; Aves; Psittaciformes; Psittacidae
Gene: NAV1
Product: neuron navigator 1
Exons: 28
Coding region: 69-5675 (1868 amino acids)
Biological process (GO): microtubule bundle formation; nervous system development; neurogenesis
Cellular component (GO): microtubule cytoskeleton; axon initial segment
Molecular function (GO): ATP hydrolysis activity
Source: RefSeq, a predicted model, not a curated record